AUGCACAGCAAACGGGAAAGAGUCAGCCUUCGGUGCACAUCCUCCCUCCUGCGGAACCCUCGGCUGAGGGCUCCCCGCAGGAGCCAGAGACACCCCCAAAAGGCAGCCACAGCCACUGAACGGCCCACAGACCCAACCAGACCCCAAGUCCGGGGCGGCAGACGCCGCUCGGCGCUGCUCCACCGGGGCCAAGGGGCGUGCUGCGGGGGCCACCGCGUCACUUCACGGUCGGUCCUCCUGGCCACCAGGACGGGGCCACCGCGGCGGGGCCACCAGGACGGGGCCACCGCGGCGGGGCCACCAGGACGGGGCCACCGCGGCGGGGCCACCAGGACGGGGCCACCGCGGCGGGGCCACCAGGACGGGGCCACCGCGGCGGGGCCACCAGGACGGGGCCACCGCGGCGGGGCCACCAGGACGGGGCCACCGCGGCGGGGCCACCGCGGUGAAGCCACAGGUCUGCAGGCACCGAGUGACACCGUGGAGAACGAGAAUCAAGACGGCAGGGGAAACCGAGUCACCAAGAGGGACUCGGCCGCCUCUGAGUCCACGAGGGAGGGACACGGGACACCCCGACUCCCUAGGGUGGUGGAGACAAGAGCCCCAGAGGCCCCGCGUCGGGUCCAGUGUGCGCGAGUCACAGCCACCCUGACGGCCAUCCCCGGGACGGACCACGCAGCCCUGCCCGGCCACGCCCGGCCGGCGUCGCUGUCCCCUUCGGGCGCCUCUGGACGGCACCCGCCACAGCCCCCUGCCCUGGGGACACCGAUGUCACCUCCCGGCGGGACGGCGGAUGCGGCGGCGCUCGCAGGCGGCCCGGGCUCCCGCCGCGGUUUGUCCGCCCUGAGCCCAAUUAGGAGGCGGCUCGGGGCGGUCUCGGCGGCGGUGGCUGCUCCCCCCGGGGGACUGGGGGUGGGGGAGCCGUCCCCAAGAAGAAAUGCAAUGUCAUGGCGAGGGUGUGUCCCCCUCAUCCGCCCUGGGGCCCCGGAGGGGACAGGACGGGACUUUGUGGGUCUCUGGAGGAGACGGCAGUGAUGGGCAGGGAGGCGGAGAGCCAGCCUGGCGCGGAUAUCGUCUGGGACCCGAGUGUCCCCCCACUGUCCCGAACUGGGGACUCUGCGGUUGGCCGGGCGCGAAGCCGCCCCCAGCCCCAGCUGCCCGCCUGCCACCGCCAAGAAAUCAGCUGGCAGAAGGCAGGAGCGGGGACAGAAGGCAGCUGGAGAUUGACAGGGGGAGGGACACAAAGAACGGAGAAAGGACGGGGCAGGGGGAGGGGAGCCUAUGCAAAUGGCAGCUCCGACUCCCGGCCUCUAAUGAGGAGCCCUAGGAGGAGGGUCCCAGGCUAGCCCAGACAAAGCCGACAGCGGGUUCUCCGCACCCGGAGGGAGACACAGAAGCCAGGGCCCGGGAUCCCGGUGCAGAAAGAUGGGCGCAGACGCCGUGUCCCCCAGUCUAACACCCUCGGGGUACCCCUCGCUCUGUAUCAGAGUCUUUGGGUCCUCAAGUGCCCGUCCUGGAUGGGGACACCUCAGAGGUCUCCCCCUGAGCAUCAAGGACGCUUUUGGAUGAGGGAGGACUCUCCUGGCUCGGGUUGGAGAGAUGAAGUGGGGGUGAGGGAAUCCCAGGCAGGCCAGGAGACACCCCGGGGAAGUGACCAUUAGGGGGUUCGACUGGAUGGAGGGAUAGGCGGGGGGUGACCCGGAAGACGGGCGCUCUUACACCUGCUGCAGGUUUUCGGGGGCACCUGGAGGCAGACCGAGAACAGGGAAAGGGGGUAAAGGGACAGGAUUUUGGGGGUGUGGCAAUCAAAAGGAUCCUAGUGUGUAGUGGUGCCCGGGUUUGGGGGCGAGGACGCUCCACAAAGACCGGGGAACUUGGCCCCGACGCAGCGCGCGCUGCAACCCGGGGUCCUCGUUCCAGGACCCCUUUCCACCUGCGCCCCAGGCCCCGCCCCCGGUGACGUCACCACCCUCAGACAGCCGGGGGGCUCCCGGGGUGUGUGUGGGGGGGCCUCAGGGCCGCAGGCUGGCUCUCCGGGGAUCCCCACGGGGCCCCACACCGCGAGGAUGGGAGGAUGCAGAGCCCCAAAACCGGGCCUGGGGGAGGUCGGGGCGGGUACCGGGGCCGCGGAAGGGUGGGGCUGAAGCCCCAGGUGUGCCGAGGUGCCCGGCCCCGUCCGCAGCUCCCGACGCCGACACCCCGCACCGCGUCCCCGCCCGGCUGGUGCAGUCGGCGACCCUGGGCACCCGCCAAGUCGCCCGCGCGUCCCCAUCCCUCCGGGUCCCCGUCCCUCCCGGCCUCCAUCCCUCCGGGUUCUCGUCCCUCCCGAUCACCAUCUCUCUCGGUCCCCAUCUCCUUCGGUCCCCGUCUCCCUCCAUCCCCAUCCUUCCCGGUCCCCCAAUCCCUCUCCCCUCUGCAGAAUCCGACGGGGCUGCAGCCCGGACCCCCUCGGAGCACAAAGGCCGAGAAGCCUGGGAGCACAAAGCCGGCGCCG
Molecule: messenger RNA, 2494 nt
Organism: Peromyscus californicus insignis
Lineage: Eukaryota; Metazoa; Chordata; Mammalia; Rodentia; Cricetidae
Product: translation initiation factor IF-2-like
Exons: 3
Coding region: 1-1035 (344 amino acids)
Source: RefSeq, a predicted model, not a curated record